Elgaria multicarinata webbii is the source of this 1100-nucleotide messenger RNA. Its product is annotated as calcium homeostasis modulator protein 6-like. The transcript is spliced from 2 exons. The coding region runs from base 73 to 1032 and encodes 319 amino acids. The record is from RefSeq and is a predicted model, not a curated record. Lineage: Eukaryota; Metazoa; Chordata; Lepidosauria; Squamata; Anguidae. Gene Ontology annotation, cellular component: plasma membrane. Gene Ontology annotation, molecular function: monoatomic cation channel activity.
UGGAUUUCUCUGGCUCGUGGAGCAGAGAAAAACCCAUCUGAAGGCCGAUCGGAAGCAGCACCGGGCCAAAAGAUGGACAAGUUUCGCACACUGCUGGACUUCUGCCUUACUCACCAGAAGGCUCUGGGCUAUGGGGCGGUGUCUCUGCUGACUCUUGGCAGCGAGCGCAUCUUUUCUGUUGUGGUGUUCAAAUGCCCGUGCAACUCCUGGAAUAUGCUCUACGGCACUGUCUUCUUGCUGGUGCCCGCUCUAAUACUGUUUCUGCUCGGCUUGCUAGUCAGUAUCCGGUCCUGGAAGGUGCUCACCGGAUGCUGUGCCCCAGGCCAGCUGUGUAAGCGUCCUCACGGGGGCCGCCUCUGGCGCUCCUUGCGAGUGCUGUGGCUGGUGGUGGUUGGGGCUGCUGUCGCUCCUUUCACGUGGAUUGCUGUGGCUUUACUGGGAGGUGGUUUCUAUGAAUGUGCUGCUACUGGGAGCCCAGUACUGCAGCGGUACAUGUGCAAAGACGAAGAGGAAAAGUGCAUCAAGGCAGUGCUUCAAGCGCCCUGUCAGGGCACCUCUUCUCCCCAGGAGAUCUACGAUAUGCUCAUGCAGCUCCGAGCACAGUCUCAGGUGGCAGGAUGGCUUUUGAUUGCCAGCGUCUUCACAUUGGCUGUCUUUGCCACCUGUAUCUCCCGCUGCCGUUCCCCCGUCAGUAUUCUUCAGCUUGCCUUCUGGAAAAUGUACACGGAGAAAGAGCAGCAGCUUUUUGAGCUCAAGGCCAAAGAACACGCUGCUCAGUUGGCGGAGAGGAAUAUCAACUGCUUCUUUGGCUGUGCUGAACUGGCACCGUUUGACACCCCGAGCCUCAAAGACUGGCAUGGUGUUUCCUCCCUAUUUGCUUUUAAUCCUGAAGAACAUUACUACAGUAUGAUACAUAAGUAUGUUGCCUUCAAAACCAGAGGUGGCAGCAUUCGAUCCGCCGAAGGGGAUCAAUUUCCUACUUGUCUGACAUUUGUGGAUGGUGCUGGAGCUGGUGAGACUCAAGUGUUAUAAUGGAAUCUAUGUUUUUGCAAACCAGCCUCCAUCAUAAAAAGAUCUGUAACUGAGUAUGGUGAUGUGGU